AUGCUGGCUUCAACUCAGACAAAUUUCUCCUCCCCAAGGAACAAGUUGAAAAAGAGAGAGUUUCUGAUUAGAGGCUGUGAGGAAUACCAGAAGGGGGUGGCAAUGAAGUGGCUAAAGAUGGAGGCGACUAUGCAUGGUAUGGUAUAUUCGACCGUUUGGCUCUGUCGGGAUUUGCAGGGUCACCAGCAUGUUGCUAUGAAGGUUUACGAGCGAGACUUCACUCAAGCCCAAAGAGAGCUGCAUGUAUACAACCAGUUGAACCCGAUCGUGACUGAACAUAUCGGAUCUACCCUUGUGCGCACUGCGGUGGAUAAUUUGGACAUCAGCUUACCAAAAGGCAACCAUUUAUGCCUUGUCCAUAAACCCCUUGCCAUGAGCCUGGCAGAACUUAGGGCUAGAGCACCCUCAAGGAAGUUCCCGGAGGACCUGUUGAAGCCUACCUUAAUCCACAUCUUCUAUGCUCUCGACUUCCUCCAUAAUGAAGCUCAAGUCAUUCAUACUGGUUCGGACCUCAACACAAUCCCCCAAAAAACUCGUUUAUUUUUCAGUGACAUAAUGAGCUCGAGAGUCCUAGGCCUCGAAAAAAUUGACGGCGAUAGAAUAAUCUACCAGUUCCGAAAAUCCAUGGCCGCCCUUUCAACGACGUGCCAUGAAGAUAUUCAGCCUUACUUGUAUCGGGCUCCUAAAGUUUUGCUGCGGAUGAGGUGGGACAACAAGGUGGAUAUCUGGAAUGUCGGCGUUCUAAUUUGGGAUCUCUUUGAAAAUAUGCACUUGUUCGACGCUCGUGACGAAAAUAGGCAGAAUUUGAACUUGCAUCACUUGGCUGAAAUGGUUGCGUUGCUUGGGACUCCACCGGUUGGAUUUCUAAGACAAUUUUUUGAUUAUCAAGGAGCCUGGAAAGGUGCAAUUGACAUUCCAGCCAUUUCACUAGAAAUGUUGGAAAGAAACCUCUCCGACAGUAAUAAAGAUAUGUUAAUUCAAUUCGUACGGAAAAUGCUACAGUGGAAUCCGGAAGCGAGGCAAUCAGCAAAAGAACUCCUUGAUGACCCCUGGUUACGAUCCGAGUAA
Molecule: messenger RNA, 1068 nt
Organism: Blastomyces gilchristii SLH14081
Lineage: Eukaryota; Fungi; Ascomycota; Eurotiomycetes; Onygenales; Ajellomycetaceae
Product: CMGC/SRPK protein kinase
Exons: 7
Coding region: 1-1068 (355 amino acids)
Biological process (GO): regulation of mRNA processing; spliceosomal complex assembly; protein phosphorylation
Molecular function (GO): protein kinase activity; ATP binding
Source: RefSeq, a predicted model, not a curated record